GCCCGUCCGGGCUUAACAGGCAUGACCCAUUUCCAAUAAAAAUAGAGGGCUGAGUCCCACGGAGCCAAUAGAGAAAGUUCAAGGUGUGGUGGAGGCGGUCUAUGUGAGGAAACAAGAAGACAAACCCAAGAUGGAGGCGGUGGCGGCUGUAGCGGCGUGACAGGAGCCCCAUGGCACCUGCCCAGCCUCAUCUCAGCCCAUCUUGACAAAGUCUUAGGCUCCAUGGAGCCACCACGGGGCCUCCCUGCCAACGGGGCUGAGCCAUCCCGGGCAGUGGGCACUGUCAAAGUGUACCUGCCCAACAAGCAACGCACAGUGGUGACUGUCCGGGAUGGCAUGAGUGUCUAUGACUCUCUAGACAAGGCCCUCAAGGUGCGGGGCCUCAAUCAGGACUGCUGUGUGGUCUACAGACUCAUCAAAGGGCGAAAGACGGUUACUGCCUGGGACACUGCCAUCGCACCCCUGGAUGGCGAGGAGCUCAUCGUAGAGGUCCUGGAAGACGUGCCUCUGACCAUGCACAAUUUUGUACGGAAGACUUUCUUCAGCCUGGUGUUCUGUGACUUCUGCCUUAAGUUUCUCUUCCAUGGCUUCCGCUGCCAGACUUGUGGCUACAAGUUCCACCAGCAUUGUUCCUCAAAGGUCCCCACAGUCUGCGUUGACAUGAGUACCAACCGCCGACAGUUCUACCACAGUGUUCAGGAUUUGUCCGGGGGCUCCAGACAGCACGAGGCUCCCUCCAACCGCCCCCUGAAUGAGCCGCUAACUUCUGAGGGCCCCAGCCCCUGCACUCAGCACUGUGACCAGGAGCAUUUUCCCUUCCCUGCCUCACCCAACCCCCCCCUGCAGCGCAUCCGCUCCACAUCUACUCCCAAUGUCCACAUGGUCAGCACCACAGCCCCCAUGGACUCCAGCCUCAUGCAGCUUACAACCCAGAACUUCAGCACCAACGCUGCUGCCAAUAGAGGUGGUGGUGAUGGAGCCCCCCGGGGAACCCCCACCCUGGCCAGUUUGUCCUCGGGGAGGAAAUCCCCACAUUCCAAGUCAUCUUCAGAGCAGCGGGAACGGAAGUCCUUGGCUGAUGAAAAGAAAAAAGUGAAGAAUCUGGGGUACCGGGAUUCAGGCUAUUACUGGGAAGUGCCACCAAGUGAGGUGCAGCUGCUGAAGAGGAUCGGGACAGGCUCUUUUGGCACUGUGUUUCGAGGACGGUGGCAUGGUGAUGUGGCUGUGAAGGUGCUCAAGGUGGCCCAACCCACCGCUGAGCAGGCCCAGGCCUUCAAGAACGAGAUGCAGGUGCUCAGGAAGACUCGACAUGUCAACAUCUUGCUGUUCAUGGGCUUCAUGACGAGGCCAGGGUUUGCCAUCAUCACUCAGUGGUGCGAAGGCUCCAGCCUCUAUCACCACCUGCAUGUGGCUGACACGCGCUUUGAUAUGGUCCAGCUCAUCGACGUGGCCAGGCAGACUGCCCAGGGCAUGGACUACCUGCAUGCCAAGAGCAUCAUCCACAGAGACCUCAAGUCUAACAACAUCUUCCUACAUGAGGGGCUCACAGUGAAGAUUGGUGACUUUGGCCUGGCCACAGUGAAGACACGGUGGAGUGGGGCUCAGCCUUUGGAACAGCCUUCAGGCUCUGUGCUGUGGAUGGCUGCUGAGGUGAUCCGGAUGCAGGACCCGAACCCCUACAGCUUCCAGUCGGAUGUCUAUGCCUAUGGGGUUGUGCUCUAUGAGCUCAUGACCGGCUCACUGCCUUACAGCCACAUUGGCAGCCGUGACCAGAUCAUCUUUAUGGUGGGCCGUGGCUAUCUGUCUCCGGACCUCAGCAAAGUCUCGAGCAACUGCCCCAAAGCCAUGCGACGUCUACUGUCUGACUGCCUCAAGUUCCAGCGGGAGGAGCGGCCCCUCUUCCCCCAGAUCCUGGCUACAAUUGAGCUGCUGCAACGGUCACUCCCCAAGAUUGAGCGGAGUGCCUCAGAACCCUCCUUGCACCGCACCCAGGCUGAUGAGUUGCCGGCCUGCCUCCUCAGUGCAGCCCGCCUUGUGCCUUAGGCUCCCCUAGCCAGGAGGGGGAUGCCAAUCUCAGCCUGCCAUGCCAAGGAGCUCUGCCUACCAGCCAGUCAUUGUUCCAUCUCUGCCUUGAUACUGCCUCAGGACCCCCUACUUCCUACUCUGGGAGGUGUGGAGGUCCCUACAUGCUCUUCCAGUUCCUCUGGAAUUGGAGACUUAGACCCCUGUCUCCAUAAUUUUAGUUUCCUCUUGGGGGGAAUACUUCUAACUUGGGAGUGCUCCUCCUUCUCCAAUGGCUGGGAUUCAUGGCAAGGAUUCCACUCAGCCUCUCUGGAAUUUGUGCCUGUUGUGCCUUCACUGGAUUUUGGGGUCCCCAGCACCCCCAUAUGGAUUAGGAGGGGUUCUUCUGUGUCUCCUUUGCCAUUCAAAGACUCCCCUCUUUCUUCACCAAGAAGCACAGAAUUCUGCUGGG
Molecule: messenger RNA, 2473 nt
Organism: Dipodomys ordii (Ord's kangaroo rat)
Lineage: Eukaryota; Metazoa; Chordata; Mammalia; Rodentia; Heteromyidae
Gene: Araf
Product: A-Raf proto-oncogene, serine/threonine kinase
Exons: 16
Coding region: 223-2043 (606 amino acids)
Biological process (GO): signal transduction; protein phosphorylation
Cellular component (GO): mitochondrion; cytosol
Molecular function (GO): ATP binding; protein kinase activity
Source: RefSeq, a predicted model, not a curated record